Messenger RNA from Sycon ciliatum, 3456 nucleotides. RefSeq lists its product as uncharacterized. Bases 1 to 3456 code for a protein of 1151 amino acids. The record is from RefSeq and is a predicted model, not a curated record. Gene Ontology annotation, molecular function: nucleic acid binding. The transcript has a single exon. Gene Ontology annotation, biological process: DNA integration. NCBI's taxonomy places the organism in Eukaryota, Metazoa, Porifera, Calcarea, Leucosolenida, Sycettidae.
AUGAGCCUCGAGGUACUCGUCAGAAAUCACCUUGAGAUGGAGUCAGCUGGCACGAGGCCACCCAGUUACGACAGCAUGCCAUCAGCAGACGAUAGGCAAGUCGAAGAGCGUACAACUGCCACGGCGCAGUUUGCCAGUGGCAGAGUGGAGCUCGGCGUUCCGUGGAUUGAGAUGGAGCCUCACGUUUCCUCAAAUCGUCCGCAAGCCGCACAGCGACUGCGCAGCCUGGAGCACUCGCUAAGCCGCCGUCCGAGUGUACGGCAACGGUACCAUGACGUUAUGCAGAGUCAUCUCGCCAAGGGAUACAUCCGCGAAGUACCCAGUGAAGAGGUAGACGGUGACGGCGACAAUCAAUGGUUUCUCCCCCACUUCCCAGUGGUUCGAGAUGACAAAGAGACCACCAAGGUACGGAUAGUUUUCGACGCCGCAGCCAAAUGGGACGGCCGCUCUAUCAAUGAUGAGAUGCACAGUGGCCCGGCACUUCAGACAGACCUCGUCAAGGUCCUGAUUCGUUUCUGCUCUGAACCGGUGGCACUCGUAGCUGAUAUUUCGGAGAUGUUCUUGCAAGUGAUGCUCAGGAAAUCUGACCGCAAGUACCACCGUUUCCUCUGGCGGUUCGACGACGGCCCGGCACACGUCUAUGAGUUUCAGCGCGUGGUGUUUGGUAUCAAGGCCUCUCCGUACCUGGCAGGCAGGGCGGUCCAAGAAGUGUUGCGUCGGUUCGGCCCUGAGUAUCCAGCACACACUAUAGAAGCUCUGGAGCGCAGCCGUUACAUUGAUGAUCUGCUUGCGUCGAGGCCCACAGUCGAGGACGCUGUGAAAAGCCGCUUGCACUGUCAGGAGAUCCUAGCUCACGGUGGAUUCCACUUACGCAAGUGGUUGUCUAAUAGCGCAGAGGUCGUGGAAAGCGUUCCGGUAGCAGAUCGCGCAGCGUCCACAGUGGUCAACGUCGGCGACCAUGUGCACUGCACCCUGCCAACAACGAAGACACUGGGAGUAACCUGGUCAGCAAAGCAGGACACCUUCACCUUCCGCUUCCAGCAACCUCAGCUUUCAAAACUCACUAGACGAUCCGUGCUCAGUGGUGUCGCGACAGCUUUCGACCCACGUGGCCAGAUUUCGCCAUUCAUCAUCCGAGCGCGCGUCCUACUGCAGGAUACGUGGCUUCUCGGCCUGUCUUGGGAUGAUGAGCUCCCGUCAACAGUAGCCACUAAGUGGAAGGCGUGGUUUGGCGAACUGCCAGCCCUAGCAGCGAUAGCAGCGCCGCGCAGCUUCAAGGCAUCAUCAGCAUCAUCCGUAUCCAUCCAUACCUUCACGGACGCGUCCAACCGCGCUAUUGCAGCCGCCACCUACGUUCGAGCUGAAGAUAGCUCGGGUGCGGUGCGAGUGACACUUGCCAUGGCCAAGGCCAAGACAGCGCCGACCCGUCGUCAGACCAUUCCACAGCUGGAGCUUCGUGGAGCAGUGCUCGGACUGAGGAUCAGCAGCGAAGUCGGUGAUGCGUUGGAUGUGCCAAUUUCCGAACACACCUUCUGGACCGACUCGAUGAAUGUUCUGGGAUGGAUCCGGUCGCGCAGCCGUCGAUUCAAGGUGGACAUUGGCAACCGAGUGUCCGAGCUGCAACGUGCCACCAAGCCGUCCCAGUGGCAACAUGUUCCCGGAAAACAGAAUCCGGCCGACAAGGGUACGCGUGGGCUAGCAGCGGAGGCAUUGGCGAGUGAUCAAGAAUGGUGGCAUGGUCCCAAGUUCCUUGCCAAGAGCGCAGACACUUGGCCACAACAACCGCAGCCUGUCCAAACAGUGGACCUCCCUGGAGAGGUUCAACGAGAAUCAACGUUCAUGGCUGAGAAGGGUUUCACAAGUGCCGCCGUGGUGGAACGACUCCAACCGGAGCAGUAUUCAAGAUGGCAGCAGUUGGCUCGCAUAACAGCGUGGUGCCAACGCUUUAUCUGCAACUGCAGACGCCGCGUUGCCACGAAGGGGGAAGGCCAUCCCCACGGAGAGAACGGAGAGAUCAACGAGGUCAUUGCACUGUUGCAGGUGACAACUGCCACAUCAGUGCUUGCAGUGCCAGAGUUAGCAGCGUCAGAGCUACAGGCAGCUGAGGACCACUGGGUACUGCAAGCACAGAUUGAUGUAUAUGGUUCCACAAGGCAUCAGUUAGCAGCCGGCAGGCCAGUGCAAAAGCAAGACCCACUUGCUGCACUAGGACCAGAGCUCGACUCGUCGCGGAAGCAGCUCUUGGUGGUGGGAGGUCGACUGAAAGCAUCCAGCCAUCUGCCCUAUCGGUUGCGUCAGCCAGUCAUUCUGCCUGCUAAGCACACUGUCACUAGGUUGAUUGUUGAGCAGCAGGACCGAGUCUGCAAGCAUGCCGCUGGUCCUCAGCACCUCCUGGCCAAGUUGCGCGAGAGGUUCUGGAUAGUCAACGGUCUGUCAGUAACUGUGCACCAAGCUUGUGUUCGAUGCCGGCGACAGUGGAGGCCACCAGCAUCCCAGAUUAUGGGUCAGCUACCCGACAUCCGUACGGCUGGGUCCCUGCAGGUAUUCACUUCAUGUGGCAUCGACUUUGCGGGCCCAUUUCAGACCAAGCAAGGGCGGGGCAGAGCCCAGGCAAAGCGCUACCUAUGCCUGUUUACCUGCCUGGAAACGAGAGCCUGCCACCUGGAGUUGGUAUACUCUCUGGAUACCGAUGGUUUUCUCUUGGCUCUGACCCGGUUCACCAAGCGGCGCGGCACGCCCCAGCAGAUAGUGACCGACAACGGUACGAAUUUCUCAGCAGCAGCCCGUGAGUUGCGAGAGGCAGUUGAGCAGCUUGACCGCCGAGAGAUUGCCCGAAGCCUGGCCGGCAACCGAGUGAGAUGGCGGUUCAACCCUCCUCGCGCGCCACACUUUGGUGGUGCAUUCGAAGUAAUGAUCAAGGCCGCAAAGAGAGCCCUACACUCGACUCUUGCCAAAGCCGACAUCACCGAUGAGGAGCUGCACACGGCGUUUGUCAUUGCCGAAGAGCUAAGCAACUCCCGCCCGCUGAUGCCACUGUCUGCAGACCCCGAGGAUCCGGAAGCCCUCACACCACAGCAUUUCCUUGCUGGACAAUUCAGCCCUCCACUGCCUCUUGAGCUGGCCGCAGAUGCAAGGGACCGGGUACACCCCCGAGAGCGCUACGUCUUAGUUCAACAGCUCCUGAAGGAAGUGUGGACACGGUGGCUCACGGAGUUCGUGCCAUUGCUCAACGCUCGCAAGAAGUGGCGUCGGGCGCAGAAGAAUGUGGAAGUUGGAGACGUCGUACUGUGCAUGGAGCCUGACACGCCGCACGGCAAGUGGCCCAUGGGCAGAGUGUGCAACACGUUCCCCGGCCCUGAUGGCUGCGUCAGAGUAGUUGACGUCUGCCUGCGUGGCAAGACCUACCGCCGAUCCAUCCACCGGCUCAUUCCAAUCCUCGAUAUGGCGGAUAAUUGA